ACUGACUCCCUCACCCACACCACCUCCUUCCUCACAGUCUCUUCCCCGUGACCCCCCAACCAUUCCCAGGCACCAUCGUCAAUAUAUAAGGGAGACACAGCCGACAACAGUCAGUUGGUUUCUCUUCUUCAGUGCUUAACCUCAGAAUUACCAGGAUGGCCCACGUUGUUCUGGUCGUACUUUUAGCAGUGACUGGCGGAUGCUUGUCUGCCAAGUUGCCCACCAUCCCCGGCAUACCACCAGGCGGUCGCCAGCUCUUUUCUGACAAUCGGCAGCAACGCCUACAGCCCCUGCCCAACACGGAAAAUCUGCUGGGCAGCUACCUGCCUCCUGUUCCGGAACCUUGUGUCCCUCGGACAAGUACACUGUACUCGACUGUCAUCAGGACAUCUGUUCAAGAUGUUGGCUCCACAAGCUUCGUAACCCAAAUUGUUACCAGGGAUGUCACUUCCACAGUACGUGAGCCAACAACUGUCUACACAACACUGGUUUCAACUGUUACCGGGGGUGGUGUCAUUCAAUCGACUGUUUUUACCACCACCUCAAGAACCAGAGUAGAGACAGGUGUCACUACACUAACAGGAAGAACAGAAGUAGUAACCCUGACGGCUACACAGAGAGCAAGCUCAGUUCAGUACACCACAAUCAUUAGUACCGUCGUCACCACAGUUGGGCAGACAAUCACCAGUACUGCGGUAUCCACAAGGCUUGUUCCAACGACCUACACUCGCACUGAGGGAAGCGUAAGGACAGUGACUGUAACUAGAACAGAACCAGCGGUAACAACCACUCGUUACGAGACUAUUCAAGUAACAAAUACUAUUACCCAAACCAGACCUGGCUCGACUGUUGUCAGCACACGGACGCAAUACAACACCAAUGUAGUCACACAAACAACCACUCUACCGGCUGUCACUUCUACCGUUGUCAACACAAUGAUGAACACUGUAAGAAGCACAGUUCUCAGCACACUGAUUAAUACACGGGUCAGCACUCAGGAAGUAGUACGUACACAGGUUGUGACCAGAACAGACGCACGGGAGGUCACGCGCGGUGUCACAUCUACUGUUGUGCAGACACGGGAUGCUUUCACCACUUUCACAGACAUCAGGUACAGCACCAUAGUGGUACCAUCUGUCAUCACAAGAGUGGAGGUUGUUACCUCCACUGUCACAGCUGGCCUCCCAUCCACUGUUGUUGUGACCCGCGCAAACACUAGGACAACUACUAUUGGAGGAAGGACGAUAACCUCGGAGGUUGUGAGCACGGUCUACCGAACUGAAGCUUCCACAACCACUCUGAUCGGUGGCGACCGAACAGUAACGGUCACUCAGACAACAACUGUCCCUUGUGCUGCCGGAGGAUACCGCUACGACGAACCCAAAACUCCCUUCAACAUUGGUUAAUUUAAUACGUCUCUUAACUGCUACAGCAAAGAAUUGACGAUUCCCUAACUCAUUAAUCUAAUAACAAGUCUUACUUCAUGAUAAAUUUCUAAAGAUUACUUGCGAAAUAUAAGUGAAAAAAAAAAUCAAACAUGUUUUGCUAAAUAAAACCUCAUAUUUCUAUUCAAACUUACGAACUUCCUAUAGUGGUACUUUUUAAAGGAAUAAUUCUACGUUGCCCCUCAAAUGAACCUUCUCGGUAUCUACCUUUUGUAAAAAGCACCUUUCUACACUGAAUAGUAGUGAACACGAUAAUAAAUACCUAAGUUUUUCAAUGAUAAUCUCUUCAAAUUUUUUGUAGUAAUGUCGAUAUUGCUAAGCUAAAGAUUGAUUCCAGCAGUUAUUCCUUCUGUCACAAUUAUGAGUACUAUGUCACUGCAAAUUUUAUUUUCUGAAGCGAAAUGCCUAAGCAUGCAGGAACUCGAACUUUAUACAGAAUAAAAGAUUAAAGUAUACAAA
Macrobrachium nipponense is the source of this 1904-nucleotide messenger RNA. RefSeq names its product mucin-3A-like. The record is from RefSeq and is a predicted model, not a curated record. The transcript is spliced from 2 exons. NCBI's taxonomy places the organism in Eukaryota, Metazoa, Arthropoda, Malacostraca, Decapoda, Palaemonidae. Bases 156 to 1406 code for a protein of 416 amino acids.